Anopheles coluzzii is the source of this 1377-nucleotide messenger RNA. RefSeq lists its product as uncharacterized. The record is from RefSeq and is a predicted model, not a curated record. Lineage: Eukaryota; Metazoa; Arthropoda; Insecta; Diptera; Culicidae. Bases 136 to 1044 code for a protein of 302 amino acids. The transcript is spliced from 3 exons.
AAAAGCCGCCUAUCAAUCGGGACCUGGCCGCAGUGUACUCGUGGCUGGCACGGCAGCAAGUUGCCUCUUUUGCUGGGUUGGUAAGGUUUUCCCGUUUAGUGAUAGAGAUCGGCGAGGCGUGUGGUUUUGUGCGUGAUGGAUCUUCUUCGUGCCGUGGUGUUGGCCGCCCUGGCCGUGGGAAUGGUGACGAGUGGGCCGGUAAAUGAUGUGAGGAGUGGACCGAUAAUUAUCGAUGCUCAAUUAGCAGCAGCAGCAAAGGAAGGUCGUUUGAUGUACGACGGUGGUGCGGUGCAAGCAGAUGAUGGCCAGGUAGCAAACACUCCAGAAAUAGGGUUUGACGAUACACCUAGCACGACUACUGAGGAGAUUCCUACGACAACUGAGGAAAUUACUACGACCGUCGACCCAACAACGACUCUUGAGCAAACUACUACGACAGCACAGCCAACUACGACUCUGGAGCCGACAACCACGACAUCAGAGCCAACAACAACUACUGAGCCAGUUACUACAACAAAUGAGCCAACUACAACAACUGAGCUAACUACUACUACUGCUGAGCAGACUACCACGACAACAGAGCCAACUACAACUACUGAGCUAACUACUACGACUUCUGAGCAGACUACCACGACAAUAGAGUCAACUACAACAACUGAGCCAACUACUACUACCACUGCCGAGCAGACAACCACGUCCGUGCAGGCUCCUACCACCACAACGGAGGAGGCCACAACUACGACCGCCCAGCCUGCCACGACUACCACAGCUGAACCGACAACGACUGUCGCGCAAACUACUACCACCGCCGAGCCUACUACGACGUCUACAGAAGCGGCUCCGUCCACGACGACCACUGCAGCCAGCACGACAUCGACCACAUCCGAGCCAUCGUCGACGACUACCGACGCGCCGGUAACCGAUGCACCGACCACUACCACGCUCGAACCGGAAACGACAACGCAGGGCGCCAGCUCGGUUGCAUCCUUCGGCGCCGCACUGCUGACUGCCGUUGCGCUAGCGAACGCGCUACGACUGCACUAGUGGCGUGGCGGUUUCCAGGCGUGCAAGUGUGUGUAGUGUAAACAGUGUGCGAAUACCGUCAGAUAUGUAUAGUGAGUGUGUGUUCUUUCUGUUUUUUUUAAAUGGUUUGCUUAAAACAGACUAGAUCAGCAAAAUAGUUAUAGCAAAGUUUGGUGUCGUAUCAAAGAGUAUGACUUUGAAUAGAUUUGCUCUUGCGAAGAGUGCGCUUUAGUUGUACACGUGUGCGGAUGAAGGUGGAAUGACGUACAAAUACAGCGCUUUAAAGCCAAAUAUUGUAAUAUAAUACAACGAAAAGACAAAUAAACGCGUUUGUUUGCCGUAUCUCAUACCAGA